Molecule: messenger RNA, 759 nt
Organism: Rhizopus microsporus ATCC 52813
Lineage: Eukaryota; Fungi; Mucoromycota; Mucoromycetes; Mucorales; Rhizopodaceae
Product: UPF0005-domain-containing protein
Exons: 5
Coding region: 1-759 (252 amino acids)
Cellular component (GO): membrane
Source: RefSeq, a predicted model, not a curated record
AUGUCUUACGGAAGUUCACCUUACACACAGCCACCACCUGGAUAUGACGAAGAAGCACAUCAACCCCUUAUGGGCUCUGUUGAUGACAUGUACAAGGAGACAGUAGCAAAUAGCUCAUUGGAAAUAAGACUUCAAUUUGUCAGAAAAGUGUAUUCAAUCUUGGCAUCACAACUAUUAGCUACUAGCUUAUUGACCGCUGUAUACAUGUACAAUGCCUCCAUUAAACAUUGGGUUCAGUCAAAUCAAUGGUCGCUUAUUCUAUCUGUAUUGGGCGCUCUGGGUGCUAUGCUUGCUCUCUACUGGAAAUCACGAUCAUAUCCUCUUAAUUAUGGCUUAUUAGCCUUGUUUACAUUACUUGAAGGCCACGCAGUAGGAACAAUAGUAACUUUUUAUAACCAACAACUCGUACUUGAAGCACUGCUAAUCACUUUGGCUGUCUUUAUUGGACUCACCCUAUUUACUUUACAAUCAAAAUGGGAUUUUUCAGGUUUAGCACCAUUUUUGAUUGCGGGGCUUUGGGUAUUGAUUAUUGCAAGUUUUGUACAGAUCUUUUUCCCUUUCUCCAAGGGAAUUCAACUAGCCAUUGCUAUUGGAGCUGUCAUCAUCUUUUGUGGAUACAUUGUGUUUGAUACGUACUUGAUCUUUAACAGAUACUCUCCAGAGGAUUACAUUUUAGCUUCUAUCAGCUUAUAUCUUGAUAUCAUUAACCUUUUCCUCCGUAUCUUGGAAAUCUUGAAUGCAACAAGUAACAAUGAAUAA